AUGUCUGGACGCGGUAAAGGUGGGAAAGGCCUUGGGAAAGGCGGCGCGAAGCGUCACCGUAAAGUUCUGCGGGAUAACAUUCAAGGUAUUACUAAACCCGCGAUCCGCCGCUUGGCUCGUCGCGGUGGGGUCAAGCGCAUCUCUGGCCUCAUUUACGAGGAAACUCGCGGGGUGCUGAAAGUGUUUUUGGAAAACGUGAUUCGGGACGCGGUGACAUACACCGAACACGCCAAGCGAAAGACGGUCACGGCCAUGGACGUCGUCUACGCGCUGAAGCGUCAGGGACGCACUCUCCCUCCUAGUCUAAUCCCAUUGUUUUGGAGGCUAGCUAUGGCGCGGACUAAGCAAACGGCUCGCAAGUCCACUGGCGGUAAGGCGCCGCGCAAGCAGCUGGCCACCAAGGCGGCCCGCAAGAGCGCGCCGGCCACCGGCGGCGUGAAGAAGCCGCACCGCUACCGGCCCGGCACGGUGGCCCUGCGCGAGAUCCGCCGCUACCAGAAGUCCACGGAGCUGCUGAUCCGCAAGCUGCCGUUCCAGCGGCUGGUGCGUGAGAUCGCUCAGGACUUCAAGACCGACCUGCGCUUCCAGAGCUCGGCGGUGAUGGCUCUGCAGGAGGCGUGCGAGGCCUACCUGGUGGGGCUCUUCGAGGACACCAACCUGUGCUUGCUUUUCAUCAUGUCUGGUAGGGGCAAAGGAGGAAAAGGGCUCGGAAAAGGAGGCGCGAAACGCCAUCGCAAAGUUCUGCGGGACAACAUCCAAGGUAUUACCAAACCUGCUAUUCGGCGCCUGGCUCGUCGUGGUGGUGUGAAGCGCAUCUCUGGGCUCAUCUACGAGGAGACCCGCGGGGUCCUAAAGGUGUUCCUGGAGAACGUGAUCCGGGACGCGGUCACCUACACCGAGCACGCCAAGCGCAAGACUGUCACUGCCAUGGACGUGGUCUACGCGCUCAAGCGUCAGGGCCGCACCCUUUACGGUUUCGGCGGCUAAGUUGCCGUGUAGUUAGAAGUUUCUGCUUACAAAACGGCCCUUUUCAGGGCCAUCCA
Molecule: messenger RNA, 1043 nt
Organism: Budorcas taxicolor (takin)
Lineage: Eukaryota; Metazoa; Chordata; Mammalia; Artiodactyla; Bovidae
Exons: 3
Coding region: 1-987 (328 amino acids)
Biological process (GO): nucleosome assembly
Cellular component (GO): nucleosome
Molecular function (GO): DNA binding; protein heterodimerization activity; structural constituent of chromatin
Source: RefSeq, a predicted model, not a curated record